AUGGCCUUCCUGUCCAUGCUGGUGGUCGUCGCGGCGCUGGCCGUGCCGGCGGUGAGAGCGGCGACCGACGCGCGCUGGGCGAACCACGGGCACCACCGGCACGCGCCUCCACCCCCUGCCGUUCCUCCAUCCUCCUCCGGGCCCGCCCCGGCUCCGUCCCCUACGGGUCACGCGGCGGCGAGCCCGUCUCCCGGCACGCCGGCGCCGGCCACGAGCUCGCCCGCCCCGUCGCCCGCCGUGGAGAGCAAGAGUGCCGCCGCGGCCUUCUCGCCGUUGUCUUGUGGCCGGCCGUGCUCGUGGGCGCUGCCGCCGUGGUGA
This is a messenger RNA of Aegilops tauschii subsp. strangulata, 318 nucleotides long. The record is from RefSeq and is a predicted model, not a curated record. NCBI's taxonomy places the organism in Eukaryota, Viridiplantae, Streptophyta, Magnoliopsida, Poales, Poaceae.